CGAGAGGAAGCUUGAGGGCAGUGCAGGAAUUUCCCGCGAUAUUCAGAUCCGGGAUUCUGAUUCAGAAAAAGCUUUUCUUAGUUAUUUAUCUCUGUGAAAUUUCAGGAUGCAGCGAGCGACGAGAAUGAAACGAGAAGUACAGCUGCUUGAACAGGAACCUCCACACGGUAUUUCCUGUUGGUUAAAGAAAGAUAAAAUUGAUGAGCUUGAAGCACAAAUUAUUGGUAGUGAAGAUACUCCUUACAAAGGUGGAAUUUUCAAGUUAGAAAUCCAAGUUCCUGAAAGGUAUCCAUUUGAGCCGCCCAAAGUUCGCUUUGUAACUCCAAUCUAUCAUCCAAACAUUGACAACGGCGGACGAAUCUGUCUGGAUAUAAUAAAAAUGCCUCCGGGAGGUUCCUGGAAACCAUCACUGAAUAUAUCCACAGUGUUGAAAUCAAUACAGUUACUAAUGGCUGACCCAAACCCUGACGAUCCUCUCAUGGCGGAAAUUUCAAAUGAGUACAAAUAUAACCGACCUCAGUUCAUCCAGAAUGCCCAGCAGUGGACAAGACAACAUGCCGUGAUUGGUGUUCAAGCUAGCGGGAAAUCUAUGGAAAAGAACAAAGCGCACAAAUCUAAUGUCACAGAGAGUGAAAGUGAAAGUGAUUCAGAUGAUAGUGAUUCAGAUGUAACUAAAUUACUGAAGAGGAAAUCACAGCCAUGUAAUUCUGUACAACCAUUCAGCAAGCUAUCCAGAUCAGAGACUAAAUAGUUUAUAUUUAUUUUACUGAUACAUCGUGGGAGUUAUUUGGUGUUUAUCAUUAGUUGUUAUUAUACUGCUCUGCUGCCAUAUAUCAUUGGCCAAUCAAUACUUCUAGUCACUCGUGUACAUUGCAUUUAGCUACAUCUAACCGAAUACGAUCAGUCCUCAUUGAUUAACAACCGAGCAGAUGUCCUGCUUGAAAAGCCACUUUUUAGAAAGGCACAUCGUACUCUAACCGCUACAUCAAAUUUUAAUGAGACUGACAAUAUAUGGGCAGAGCUCAAGGUCGAUGUACGUACUUUGUCGCAUUAUCGAACCGGGACAAAAUUGUUCAUUUUUUCAAACAUAAUUGUGCAUAUAAUCAAUUUAUUGUCAUUUGCUUGAAUUGUUAUUAUUGUU
This is a messenger RNA of Saccoglossus kowalevskii, 1141 nucleotides long. RefSeq names its product ubiquitin-conjugating enzyme E2 T-like. The record is from RefSeq and is a predicted model, not a curated record. Lineage: Eukaryota; Metazoa; Hemichordata; Enteropneusta; Harrimaniidae.